Synchytrium microbalum is the source of this 1329-nucleotide messenger RNA. RefSeq lists its product as uncharacterized. NCBI's taxonomy places the organism in Eukaryota, Fungi, Chytridiomycota, Chytridiomycetes, Synchytriales, Synchytriaceae. Gene Ontology annotation, molecular function: phospholipid scramblase activity. The transcript has 5 exons. Gene Ontology annotation, biological process: plasma membrane phospholipid scrambling. Bases 1 to 1329 code for a protein of 442 amino acids. Gene Ontology annotation, cellular component: plasma membrane. The record is from RefSeq and is a predicted model, not a curated record.
AUGCGAGCUCGUAGAGCCGUAACCAGUUCUGUAUUAUACAUAUCUCGAACUCUUUCUUCUAGGCUGAAUCUAGAUGUAACGCUUGCUGCCAGCAGAUCCGAGUUUUGUAACGCACAACGCUUGGUGAAAGUUUCAUCAAGGUUGCUCUCGACAUCUACGAAUCCUCCCAACAUAAUAUCUCAGAGAUCGUAUAGUAGGCUAUCCUCAGAAACUGGAAGCAGAAGGCCACACCUCAUUGCUAGGAGGCAAAUCCCCAUUCAAGAAGAGAAAACAUCAAUACAACCAGCAACACCAAUACCACAACAGCUUAUACCGACUGUGCCCUUGGGUCUUGAAGGUGUCUUGAACAAUCCAGUGCUCGUCAUCACAAGACAACUGGAAAUGCUGAAUGUAUUGAUCGGUUUCGAGCAAGCCAACAAGUAUGCAAUCAAGAAUGCAGCUGGAACUGAUGUAGGAUUCAUUGCUGAAGAGGAGACUGCAUUCACUAAUGUUUUGAUGAGACAACUUUUACGAACACGAAGGCCAUUUGAAGCGGUCAUAUUAGACGCUGCAGGAAACAUAGUUUUGAAAGUGAAGCGGCCAUUGAAAUGGUUUUUGAACUCGCAGUUGUUUAUUCAUGACGCUCAAGACAAUGUGAUUGGAGAAGUGCAGCAAGUUUGGCAUCUUUGGAGAAGGAAAUACAACGUAUUUGUCGGAGCUCGUCAAUUUGGAAUCAUUGAUGCCGGCUUCUGGUCUUGGGAUUUCUUUGUUCAGGACAGAGACAAUACGUUCUUUGGAGCAAUACAAAGACAAUUCGGAGGAUUCGCGCGCGAGAUCUUCACCGAUACGGGCGCGUACUAUUUGCGCAUGGAUGGUCUAGACGGUACAUCAACUAGGCCCAUUACUCUUGACGAACGAGCAGUUUUGCUAGGAACUGCCAUAAAUAUAGAUAUAGACUAUUUCUCUCGCCAUUCAGGUAACAGCGGCAUGGGUAUUCCUCUACCCUUCUUUGGUGGUGGAUCUGAUGCAAGAUCCCCUACUACAACGAGCGAAGGAGUACCGCCGGUACCUUCAUCUGGAGGGUCAGGCGGGUUCCCGAUGCCUAUAAUCAUACCUGGAGGAUUUGGUGGUUAUGGUGGUAGUGAGUCAAGCAGUGAUAUUGGUAGUAGCAGCAGUGAAAGUACACCAUCAUCGAGCCCUCCUCCUUCACCCCCACCUACACCAACUGAGAACCAGUGGGGAGAUGAAGUCGCUCCUCGUGAUGAACCCUUCAUCAGCGAUGAUGACGCUGGGAUGGGUCAAACAGGUCAAGGAGGCAGCAGUUGGACGGAUUUCUUUGGUGAUCAGUGA